AUGGCUUUUCUCGCGCAGCUGGGAGCGUUGGCUGACGACCUCGUGAGCGCCAUCGUCGGCAUCCCAGAGGACCAGACCACCCAACGCGAUGCUUGUCGCGAUUUUGUGCUGCGCUCUCUGCGCCACCACAACUUUGGUCGCACGAACCAGUUUGAGGUCCAAGACCGUUUGAACGGCCUAGAGGAACGCUUCUCCAUAGUUGGCCGCGAUGCUCUAGCCGAUGCCCUGCGCACCCGGUUAGAUGCCCUCGAGCCGCAUCAAAACCAGUUCACCCCUGAGCUCCUCCAUCUCCUUCUCGAGCUUGCCGACCAGCCCGCUCAGAAAGCGCGUCUCAGUGAUCUUGGUGGUCUUGAUAAACCAAAGAAGGAGGAGGCGCCUCCACUAACCUGGCGCCAGAUCGCUAAGGAAGAUAACUGGAAGGACGAUCCGGAAAUCUGGCGUUUCAUCAGCUACCGCGAAGACUCGAGCGAUGACGACCGGUCGCGCGCUGACCAGCCGGCUGAUAGCCAGUCGGUAAUAUCACUCGAGUCCCUGACCACUGCGACUACUGAAGACGAAAGUUGUCGCCUGACCCCGGAGGACCUGGUCGUUGAACCAGAUGGUGCCGACCUUCUACGACAGAUUCAAAAGGCCCAGUCAUGGAGAAACAUGCCUGCGCUUGACGCAGAAGGACCACCGAAGAAGACGCCGAUCUCCACGAUUCAUCUGCUUCGAGAAGCUCUCUUCAUGCUGUCCGGGCUUGAAACAACCCUCUUUGAUCAGGAUUGCGCUCCAGCACUCGACUAUCAGUUGCAUGGGGUCGCGUGGACCACCUACAAAGCGCUUGCCACCUCCUUCUCGGAGUGUGGCCGGAAGCUUAUCCCCCUACGCUCUUUUAUUAAAACAAAAGAACAGUCUCCCCUCCUGCAGGUAUUCCAGGACUCCGCACAAAAGGCUCUGGCUUCCUUUGACAGAACGCUGUCCUCGAUUCAGGAGCGUUUCGUUUCCAUUCAAGCUGACACGAUUGUCAGUGCCAUGAGCGUUUUGGAGGAAGUGUCAAAAGCAGUGGUUCCACUCCAUGCCCUCUCUGGCAUUGUGCGCCAGUUGGGUGAGGAACGGAACCCACACGCCUUCCGCUAUCUCGAGCUACUCUACGAUUCCGUGGAGCUUGCCCAACUGCAAGGUCAGAUGGACACAUAUAAGCUUCUUGGGCGCGCUUUUUUUGACUGCUUUCAGGUCUAUCUUCGGCCGAUCCGACUCUGGAUGGAGGAGGGGAGGGUCUUGCCGGGUGAUCGGACAUUCUUCGUCUCAGAGUCGCCCACAAAGUUGCCUCUGUCGCAGGUCUGGAAGGGUCAAUUUAACCUGCGCCAGACACCCGACGGUGCCUUGCACGCACCCCGUUUCUUGAAAUUCGCUCUUCAUCGCAUCUUCACGGCUGGUAAGAGCAUUGUCGUGUUGAAGCAUAUGAAGCGGCAUGAACCAGUUACGAAAUAUGGCGUGAGCGCGGCCGAGCCGAAGAUGGAUUUCGAGACUGUUUGUCCGCCCGAGCUCGAGUUUGCGCCAUUUAGUGAACUGUUUAACACAGCUUUUCAAAAUUGGAUUGAGAGCAAGCACCACACAGCAGCCGUUACGCUUCGCGAGCUGCUUUUUACCUCUUAUGGUCUCUCCGAAGAGCUCAGGGCCCUUCAACAUGUCUAUUUCAUGUCGAACUACUCUGUUGUUAACGACUUUACUUCAUCUAUUUUCCGACAUAUCGAUACCGUUAACGACAGCUGGCAGGACCGCUUCGCUCUCACAGAGCUCGCGCAGGAUGCUCUAUCUUCAUGCAUUAUCCGCGAACGGCUAUCCGCAGAAAUAGACCUACGAAUCCUGGCCGACCAUGUCUCUGCUCCACGCAACUCAGUCCGCUUUUUCUUGCCUGCGAUCCGUCUUCGCUAUCGCCUGCCUUGGCCCGUGCAGAUCGUCGUCCCUGAAGACAGCAUCCGUGCUUACCAAACGGUUUUCACUUACCAACUCCAACUUCACCGUGCCUUGUCUGCUCUUCAUCAACCUAUCUUUACAUUCCGUAAGCCCAGUCCUGCCAAGGAACAGCGUCUGUACUAUCGCCUACACACUCAUCUCCUCUGGUUCACCAAUACGCUCUUGACCUACCUAACGACAUUUGUUCUAGCCCCCAACACGGCGCAGCUCACCACCGCCCUUGAUGCUGCAGAAGAUAUCGACGAGAUGGUGGCCGCGCACGGGGCGUUUGUAUCGCGUAUUUUGGCAGAGUCGGGUCUCACGCCGGCGAUGGCGCCCAUCCGCGAGGCGAUCCUAGACGUGUUGGAUCUGGCAAUCCGUGUGGAGGGGGUCCACCAUAAGGAGGCAGAGAGAUGGGAAAGAGAGAAGAGUGAAAGGGAGCGUUUAGAGGUUAUGGCUUCGCCUUAUACGUCGCCUGAGAAGAAGAGGAGAUUGCUUGCUUUGCCGCCGAGAAGGGCCCGGAGAAGUAGAGGCAUUUCAGUUAGUGAGGAGGACUGGGAUGACCAGACCGAUGAGGUGGGGAGAGCGGAGGAGGGGAAGUCGUAUGGGGCGAUGUUGAGGGAUUCUCAGAAAGAGUUCGAGAGGUUAUUGAGGUUUGUAGCGGCUGCACUGAGGGGAACAGCCAGGGCUAGCAAGGAUGAAGCGGCUUCUAAGUGGGAUAUGCUGGCUGAGAUGCUGGAAGCAGGCAUUAAGGAAAGCAUGCACGGUUAA
Molecule: messenger RNA, 2709 nt
Organism: Thermochaetoides thermophila DSM 1495
Lineage: Eukaryota; Fungi; Ascomycota; Sordariomycetes; Sordariales; Chaetomiaceae
Exons: 1
Coding region: 1-2709 (902 amino acids)
Biological process (GO): cytoplasmic microtubule organization; mitotic cell cycle; spindle assembly
Cellular component (GO): centrosome; equatorial microtubule organizing center; spindle pole
Molecular function (GO): gamma-tubulin binding; microtubule minus-end binding
Source: RefSeq, a predicted model, not a curated record